AUGAUGAUGAAAGUGAUGGUGAGGAAGGCUCAAGAGUGUGCAGAACAGAUCCUGGGCAGAGAUUCCCCGACAUCCAGCACCUGCAAACAGCUCCUCCAUGGCAACGUCCUCACACCCCAUAAUAUUCCCGAGUUCUUCCUGCCACCGAGACUCAUCCGACACCACCCGGCUCUGCCCAGCUCCCCCACGCCGCUGGAGACACACCACCCUGAGGAGACCCCGGCUCACGCCCAGGUGUGUGGGGACAGAGAGGUGCAGGUGGAGGUGAAGAAGAGGUGGACGGAGAAGCAGCCGUCGGCGACCCAGAGACCCACGCAGGUGUUGAGGAGGCCUGCACAUCUGGCUGUGGUGCCGCUGGGCGAAGGCUCGCUGUACGAGAGCCCGCACACGCGCAGGAAAGAGUCUCUGUUCCACUGCACCGUCAGCCGCCUGAGGCUGGAGCCACACACUCCCUCCGUCGCUCGCGGCGGCCAAGGGCCUCUUUCGGACGGCGCUCUCAGGGAGUCCGACGCAGAGAUGGACGCGUCCUCCUCCGCCGAGUCCACCCCUCAGGCCACGCCGCCGGCCCGUCGCUGGACGCCGUCCCCCAGCCACCUGGCGCCGCCACGCCCCUUCCCCCUGGAGCUGCUGCACUGCCAGGAGCGGCUGCACCGCGAGCACCUGCUCCUGCUGCCCACCAGGGGGCGCCUGCGGCUAGCCACCGAGCGCCCGGCCCCCAGCGCCUCCCACGACCGGCCCCCGACGCUGCGCGUGCGCGUGGUCUCGGUGGAGGGACUGCGCGAGCCAGACCCCGGCGCCAGCGGCGGCGGCGGGCCCCGGCCCUUCAGCUGCAGCCUGAGCCUGUGCCUGAGCCCCGGCAAGCUGCAGCAGCAGCACAGCGCCACCAUCAGGCACUGCCGCGAGCCCGUGGUCUUCAACGAGGACUUCUACUUCAGCCAGCCCGAGGGCCAGCGGCUCAGCGCCAUGCAGCUGCAGCUCAAGGUCAAGGACAAGAGCGGAGGCCUGGGCAGGGGCUGUGUGCUGGGGGUCAUCAGCAAACCGCUGUCAGAGCUGAUGGCCCUCUAA
This is a messenger RNA of Sardina pilchardus (European sardine), 1065 nucleotides long. Its product is annotated as C2 calcium-dependent domain-containing protein 4C. NCBI's taxonomy places the organism in Eukaryota, Metazoa, Chordata, Actinopteri, Clupeiformes, Clupeidae. Bases 1 to 1065 code for a protein of 354 amino acids. The transcript has a single exon. The record is from RefSeq and is a predicted model, not a curated record.